This is a messenger RNA of Colius striatus (speckled mousebird), 3910 nucleotides long. It is a transcript of the gene SLC25A13, whose product is annotated as solute carrier family 25 member 13. Lineage: Eukaryota; Metazoa; Chordata; Aves; Coliiformes; Coliidae. Gene Ontology annotation, molecular function: L-aspartate transmembrane transporter activity; calcium ion binding; L-glutamate transmembrane transporter activity. The transcript has 18 exons. The record is from RefSeq and is a predicted model, not a curated record. Gene Ontology annotation, biological process: aspartate transmembrane transport; malate-aspartate shuttle; L-glutamate transmembrane transport. The coding region runs from base 54 to 2081 and encodes 675 amino acids.
GGGGAAGAAGGGAAGGGACGGGACGGGAAGGGGGUGGCCGCGCCGGGCACAGCAUGGCUGCCAAGGUGGCUCUAACCAAGAGAGCUGAUCCAACUGAGUUGAAAACAAUAUUUUUGAAGUAUGCAAGUGUGGAGAAGAAUGGCGAAUUCUUCAUGUCUCCUAAUGACUUUGUCACACGGUACCUGAAGAUAAUUGGAGAUGGUUUGCCUAAUGCAAACACUGUACAGCUCCUUGCAGGUGUGGUGGAUCAGACAAAAGAUGGGUUGAUAUCCUUUCAGGAGUUUGUGGCAUUUGAAUCAGUCCUGUGUGCUCCAGAUGCAUUGUUCAUAGUAGCCUUUCAGCUGUUUGACAAGACUGGCAAAGGAGAAGUUACUUUCGAGGAUGCUAAGCAAGUUUUUGGCCAGACCACGAUUCAUCAGCACAUUCCUUUUAACUGGAAUUCAGAGUUCGUACAGCUGCAUUUUGGAAAGGAUAGAAAAAGACACCUAACAUAUGCAGAGUUCACCCAGUUUUUACUGGAGAUCCAAUUAGAACAUGCAAAACAAGCUUUUGUACAGAGAGACAAUGCUCAGGCUGGAAGAGUCACAGCUAUGGACUUCAGGGAUAUUAUGGUCACUAUCCGGCCACACAUGCUGACACCAUUUGUAGAAGAAUGUCUAGUAGCUGCUGCUGGAGGUACCACUUCUCAUCAGGUCAGCUUUUCCUAUUUUAAUGGAUUUAAUUCUCUCCUUAACAACAUGGAGCUCAUUAGAAAGAUCUACAGUACUUUGGCUGGAAAUAGAAAAGAUGUGGAAGUCACUAAGGAGGAGUUUGUUUUGGCAGCUCAGAAAUUUGGUCAGGUUACACCCAUGGAAGUUGACAUCUUGUUUCAGUUAGCAGAUCUGUAUGAGCCACGGGGGCGCAUGACAUUAGCUGAUAUUGAAAGAAUUGCUCCUCUGGAGGAAGGGACGUUGCCCUACAACCUGGCUGAGGCUCAGAGGCAGAAAGCUCCAGGAGAUGUGUCUCGACCUAUUCUCAUUCAAAUUGCAGAAUCAGCCUACAGAUUUGCCCUUGGUUCAGUUGCUGGAGCUGUUGGAGCCACUGCAGUCUACCCAAUUGAUUUGGUAAAAACUCGAAUGCAAAACCAGCGCUCUACAGGCUCUUUUGUGGGAGAACUUAUGUAUAAAAACAGUUUUGAUUGCUUCAAGAAAGUGCUACGUUAUGAAGGUUUCUUUGGGCUUUACAGAGGUCUGUUGCCGCAGCUGUUGGGAGUAGCACCAGAGAAGGCCAUAAAACUUACUGUUAAUGAUUUCGUGAGAGAUAAGUUUAUGACUAAAGAUGGCUCUGUCCCACUGGCUGCGGAAAUUCUUGCUGGUGGCUGUGCUGGAGGUUCUCAAGUGAUCUUUACCAAUCCACUGGAAAUUGUCAAGAUUCGAUUACAGGUGGCUGGAGAAAUUACUACUGGUCCACGAGUUAGUGCCCUCACUGUAUUACGGGACCUGGGCUUCUUUGGUCUCUACAAGGGUGCUAAGGCGUGUUUUUUGCGUGACAUCCCCUUCUCUGCCAUUUACUUCCCCUGUUAUGCUCAUUUGAAAGCUUCAUUUGCAAAUGAAGAUGGGAGAGUUAGCCCUGGAAACCUGCUCUUGGCUGGAUCAAUAGCUGGUAUGCCGGCAGCCUCCCUGGUGACCCCUGCGGAUGUCAUCAAGACACGGCUGCAGGUGGCGGCGCGGGCGGGCCAGACCACCUACAGUGGCGUGGUGGACUGCUUCGCCAAGAUCCUGCGCGAGGAAGGCCCCAAGGCCCUGUGGAAAGGAGCUGGAGCUCGUGUGUUUAGAUCCUCUCCUCAGUUUGGUGUGACUCUGGUGACUUACGAGCUACUGCAGAGAUGGUUUUAUGUGGACUUCGGGGGAGUGAAACCAGCUGGAUCAGAGCCAGUUCCUAAAUCUAGGAUCACGCUCCCUGCUCCCAACCCUGACCACGUUGGUGGUUAUAAAUUGGCAGUUGCCACUUUUGCAGGGAUUGAAAACAAGUUUGGACUUUACCUACCUCGGUUUAAGCCAUCGCCACCUACCUCAAAGGCUGCUGCAGCAGUAGGGCCCUAAGUUUAUAGCUGUAGAUUUUUUGUUAUUAGUUGGGAAAGAGCCACUUUUCUAAUUGGUUAAUAGUUUGUUCCUUUAGCUUCUCCUCUUAAAACAAUUAAUCUUUGUUUGAGUUUUAAGGCAGUUUUCAUCUUAAAUGUAAUCAUUUGUCUUUGUGCUUCCUUAACCAGAUCACUGUGAAAUUCUUACCAGUCAUUUUAAGUUUGGGACCAUGAAUGUAUUUGUCCGCAUCUGACAUGUGCUUGUGUUGGGGAGACACUAACUUUAGGUGCGGCCUCUUGGAGCAGGCCAGGCUGGGCAGGAGCUGUGAGCCAGGUCACCCUGCAGGCAGAGCCAGGCUGCGGGUGGUAGGGGUGGGUGAUGCACGGUGUCGCACACAGGGGGACCCUGGCCGAUGCCUGGUGCCUACAGCCUCAGCGCCUACAGCUGCAGCGCCUGCCAGCAGAGGCUGACACGUGCCUGCCCGGUACCUGUGCCCGCCAGCAUGGCUUCAACUUCUGCAGUAUGUACACGCACAAGUUCUGUCUCUGGACCGUAUUAGGAGACUUUUAUGUGGGAUAUGUUUUUGUAACAAAAACCACAUUUGUAGAUGUUUAGCCAUUGUAUAAAGUUACUGGUAUCAAAAUGCUCAAAAGAAAGUGUUAUUGUCUAUAGUCUUUGCACUUUAUGGCAGAACUUUUGGCAUUCUACUACACGUACAAGGAAAUUUCAGGACUAGGUGCCUAUCUUGGGUUGCUGGUGUUUGGAAUUGAGUUUGUAUAUGCACUUCUAUAGCAAAACGCUGCUUGUUUAAAUAACUGCAAUAGAAAAUUCAUGCACUGUAUCAAUGGUACCUGCCUUAACUGCUGGCUUGUAAUUGGCAAAUAGAUGGUUUCAGAUUCUUAUUUACUUCAUUGAGACAAACAAGAUUAAAAUACUCUAAAAGAAAAGAUUUUACUUAAUUUUUUUGUGCCUUGCACAGUGUCUAGAAAAUCAUGUAUUUAUGAAGACAGAAAUAAACCUUUCAAACAGAUGCACACAUGGUAUUCUGUUACGGAAACAGCCAAGUAUAUCAGCCCUCUCAUUCAACUUUGGUUAUGGAGUUAGGUUAAGAUAAAGGUAAUAUUUGGACAUCUAGGCUAAAAAUAAAAUACCUACAGCUUGAGAACAAAUUACCUGAAUUUCCCCAUGUAGAAAAGGCAUCCAUCAAUGUAGACGUCACAAAAAAUAAGACAUUUUUCCUCAGUCAAAGCUGAGGAUUGGAGUAAGCUUUGAUGUGUUUUGACCUUUACCCUUAGGGAGAGGUUAGCAUGUUGCGCACCGUCUGACUACCCAGUCAACUGAAAGUACUGUUGAGUGUCUGCUGUGACACCUCUUAAACCAGAAAGAACUUGGUCUUGCUUGUCUUCUUGGUGUGAGGGGUGAGUGCCUUCCACACUGCCUGUUACACCGAGGGAAAGUAUGGAUGCGGUACCUUUGCAGAAGGGGAACUUAGAUGUGCAUCAUCGUGUUGUCAUCCUUUAACUUGUGGGAGUGCUGAAAUGGAAAUCACUCGACUUGUCUUUGGUCAUCGUGAAAAUUAUUCUCCUGGACUAAUUUGCAUUUUGAGAUGACCAGUGAAAUAGUGGUGGCAGCGGCAGCAUCUACAGUCCUCGUGUGCGUGGAAGCAACGGGAGAAGAUGACAUUUACUUGCAGCUGCAUCCUGCAGCGUGGCUGGAGCAGUUGCAGAGACCCUGCACUGGGCUCUGGCACCUGCCGGCUGCUUCCUCUCAUCCCUUUCGGGUAUGAGUCUCCCCAAAUGACACUCCUUCCUUUCACAAAUGGGGGAAAAAACCUGCCCCUUGUAUUACUC